UAUUACAGUCAACCUCUAGGUGGCACAUUAGCAGCAAGCAGCGACAGCUCUACAUAUCCCACAAAAUGGCAUUUAACAUUGGACACAUCUUUCUGGUCACCAUCCUGGCCAUCGUUUGUGCCGCGGAAACAAUUCAAUUGCAGCCAACUCAAGGUAUCCUGAUCCCAGCCCCAUUGGCCGAGAACAUUCGUGUAUCACGUGCCGCUUAUGGUGGCUAUGGAGCUCCAGCUGCCGCCCCUGCAGCCUAUUCCGCCCCAGCUGCACCUGCCUACUCUGCCCCAGCUGCUCCAGCCUACGCCGCCCCGGCUGCUACGGCCUACGCUGCACCCGCACCAGCCGCUCCCGCUUACUCGGCUCCUGCUGCUCCCGCCUACUCCGCACCAGCUCCAGCCCCAGCGGCCCCAGCCUACUCUGCACCAGCUCCUGCCCCAGCCGCACCUGCCUACUCAGCACCCGCUUCCAUCCCAUCCCCACCGUGCCCCAAGAACUAUCUGUUCAGCUGCCAGCCUUCACUGCAGCCUGUGCCCUGCUCUGCGCCUGCUCCAUCCUAUGGAUCCGCCGGUGCCUACUCGCAGUACGCUCCCCAAUACGCUGUGCCCAUCGUCCGCGAGUUUGUUUAAGUGGAAGAAUCGAUCUUUAUUUCGGACAACUGUUUCACCUCUCUUGAAAUAAACUAAAAUCUUAUACGAAAACAAUAAUAUAA
Messenger RNA from Drosophila nasuta, 703 nucleotides. RefSeq names its product Vitelline membrane 26Ab (gene Vm26Ab). NCBI's taxonomy places the organism in Eukaryota, Metazoa, Arthropoda, Insecta, Diptera, Drosophilidae. Bases 66 to 620 code for a protein of 184 amino acids. The transcript has a single exon. The record is from RefSeq and is a predicted model, not a curated record.